AUGUUGAACGUGAAUGAGCAAGAAGCACAAAAGUACGUUUUAAAACUUAUUAGUCGAGUGCAGCCAAGACGAUGGGUAUUUAUACCAGUCAACGAAUGCGAUGCUGCCGCCAACAAUAGCCUCUGCACCGUUUCAGCUUUGCCCGUGUUGACAAUUAUCUACCUUUUCAAGCAAGCUGGGAUCUUCGGACAAUCCACAUCAACCGAUGGAGACCUCGGCAUUGACACCAACACCAUCGACAAACUGUUCGAACGACUCAAUAGUAGAAUCAAGGCAUCAUGGAGAUUGCACAAAGCCCUUGGCCUUGAUGGGAAAGAAAAAGACGUCCUCUUCAUUAUCCGCGGAAAUCCGAGGGUGAAAGAUGCAACGCCUCGAGUCACACCAGUGCUCUCAGAAGUGGCACCGUUGAGCAGCAUUACUCCAGCAAAAACACCUCUUCAAAAGCUGAAGCUGUCAAAGCAAACAGCAGAGAAGCUGAACGAAUACUGGGGUGUCCUCGUGGCAGAGGCAACAACAGCCAAAAAGCCACCGACAAGAACACCAUUAGCACCACCACUUCAAUCCUCUCCACGAACCGAAAGUCGAUCGACCUGGUUAAAAAGGACUGGACGCAGAUUGUCGUUUAGUGUCGUGCCACCACAGAUCCGGACAUACCCGCCACCACCACAACAAGUGGCACGAAGAGAUGAGGAGCACACAACUGUACGGGGAGUUGUGGGUCUUGAUGAUGACGACUCUUUUCCUCUUGAGGAUGAAGAUACCUCAAUGUUGCUCUCCAGUCCAGUGAAUACAGCAGACAGCAACACCAACAAUAUCAUGCCGAUUCCGUUGCCGGGUGAAGGAUACACCGAUAUGGCCGGCUCAUCUGAUAGCGAAGAGCGAAUGAGUGAGGUGGCGACUGAUAGUAGUACGCCCAACAGCAAUAAUAACAAUGACACAACCGAGCAACAGCAGCAGAGUCAACAACCACUUGCCGUUGUAGUUGAGGCAUUGCAAUUGAAACCGGUCGGUAAUCAAAGGGGAUGCUACACUGACAACCUCGAAAAGGAACACCCAAGUUAUCUUAUCCAUUUGUUUCGCGAAGCACAAAAGCUUGAAGGAAACAAGGCAACUUGGAAGGAAUAUGCUGAUUCGAUCAACACAAUAUCGAAGCUACCACACGAUGAAAGACCUCCGAAAAGCACAAAACAAAACGAGUUGAGUGGAGCACGGCAAUGA
This is a messenger RNA of Seminavis robusta, 1218 nucleotides long. The record is from the annotation of a GenBank genome assembly. NCBI's taxonomy places the organism in Eukaryota, Bacillariophyta, Bacillariophyceae, Naviculales, Naviculaceae.